UUGCCGCUAGUCAUAUUCAACAGCGAUUAGUAGCCUAUGUGUUUCUCCGGAGUUUGCUCAGUAUGACGGUUUUCGAUUUUAUACAGCUUUUGGGCUGGAUUGACAUCAAGAGUAUUUUGAUGUUCUCAGUUGUCUUCCUACUGCUCACUGACUACUUCAAGAACAAACCACCCAAAAACUUUCCUCCCGGACCACGGUCUCUGCCUUUCAUAGGGGAUCUGCACCACAUCGAUCCAAAAAGGCUUCACACUCAGCUCUCAGAGUUUGCAGGAAAAUAUGGAAACGUUUUCAGCCUCCGCCUGUUUGGUCCACGGAUGGUUGUCUUGAAUGGAUACAAGCUGGUGAAAGAGGCAUAUAUUCAUCAAGGAGAAACCUUAGUCGAUCGUCCGUCUUUGCCCUUGUUUGCUGACAUAGUUGGCGACAAAGGUAUUGUUGCUUCCAAUGGAUAUCAGUGGAAACAGCAGAGAAGAUUUGCACUGAUGACACUGAGAAAUUUUGGCCUGGGUAAGAAGAGCCUAGAGCCAUCUAUUCAGCAGGAAGCCAGUAUUCUCAAAGAGGCCUUUUCAAACGAGCAAGGUAGAGCAUUUGACCCUCAGAUCCUUAUGAAUAAUGCUGUCUCCAAUGUCAUCUGUGUUCUGGUGUUUGGUGAUCGGUUUGAAUACAGUGACAGUAAAUUUCAAGCCCUCCUGAAGAUGAUCAAUGAAGCUGUUUAUCUGGAGGGUGGAAUUUGGGCUCAGAUCUAUAAUUUGUUGCCGUGGUUAAUGCGCAGAGUGCCAGGCCCACACAGGAAAAUAUUUGCCCUUUGGAAUACAGUCAUUGACUUUAUCAGGACUAAAAUCAAAGAGCACCGCAUUGACUAUGACCCCUCCUCUCCACGGGAUUAUAUCGACUGCUUCUUGGGGGAGAUGGAAAAGUGGAAAGAAGAUGAAGCAGCUGGAUUCAACAUUGAGAACUUGUGUUUCUGCACACUGGAUCUGUUCGCAGCAGGGACUGAGACCACCUCUACCACCCUGUACUGGGGUCUCCUUUAUAUGAUCAAAUACCCAGAAGUACAAGCAAAGGUACAGGCAGAGAUAGACCGUGUGGUAGGGUCGUCACGACAACCAUCAGUGGCAGACAGAGAGAACCUGCCCUACACUGAUGCUGUCAUUCAUGAGAUACAGAGGAUUGGAAAUAUCAUCCCACUGAACGUGGUCCGAUCUACUACCAAGGAUACCUACAUUGGAGGUUACAACAUUCCCAAGGGCACAAUGGUUACUGGGAACCUCACAUCAGUUUUGUUUGAUGAGACAGAGUGGGAGACACCACACACUUUCAAUCCAGAACACUUCCUGGAUGCUGAGGGUAACUUCCGGAGGAGAGACGCCUUCCUUCCAUUUUCAACUGGAAAGAGAGUGUGUCUAGGGGAGCAGUUGGCUCGUAUGGAGCUCUUCCUGUUCUUCACCUCCCUGCUUCAACACUUCACGUUCUCUGCUCCUCCUGGUGUCGAGCCCACACUGGACUACAAAAUGGGAGCCACACACAGCCCCAAGCCUUAUAAACUCUGUGCUGUUCCUCGCUGAGGUAUCUUUAAUACAACAGUAAAUCGUUAUUAAAUGUAUGCUCCAGUUUGAAAUGUAGGUCUGUACAGUAGAUGUAUUAUGUCGAAAAGAACAUAAUUCAGAUGUAUUUAUCCGAUUGAUGUUCUGCUGAAGAAUUAUAAUAUUGUUUCAUUCUUAAAAUUAUUUUCCUCAUUGGCACACAUCUGACAUAAUAGAAAUAACUCGUAUUGAAAUAACCUUAUAAAAUCAUCCAACAUUUACUCUUAUUUUUUGAUUAAAACAUUUUUCAUCUUCAAGUAACUUUUCAUAUAUUUGUGUGAUUAUGAGUCAUGAUGUGAGAAACCAUAGCCUAUUCGUAAUGCCAAGUUUAUUAUGCAUAAGACACAAUAUGCUGAAUUAAAAGAUUAUCGUGAUCAUA
Molecule: messenger RNA, 1959 nt
Organism: Chanos chanos (milkfish)
Lineage: Eukaryota; Metazoa; Chordata; Actinopteri; Gonorynchiformes; Chanidae
Product: cytochrome P450 2J6
Exons: 9
Coding region: 63-1562 (499 amino acids)
Biological process (GO): xenobiotic metabolic process
Cellular component (GO): cytoplasm; intracellular membrane-bounded organelle
Molecular function (GO): iron ion binding; oxidoreductase activity, acting on paired donors, with incorporation or reduction of molecular oxygen, reduced flavin or flavoprotein as one donor, and incorporation of one atom of oxygen; heme binding
Source: RefSeq, a predicted model, not a curated record